AUGAGUGAGGAAAAUAAGACCAUGAUUACUGUGAUCCACCUCUUAGGGUUUCGGACUCCACCAAAUACAACAUUUUUAAUAUUUGUUUUAUUUCUGUUGCUUUAUUGUUUGACACUUUGUGGAAACCUCCUGAUCAUCACACUGGUGUCCUACAGCAAAUCCCUCCACUCUCCCAUGUACUUCUUCCUCUCCCAGCUCGCUUUAGCUGAUAUCCUUUUAGCAACCGAUAUUCUUCCCAACAUGCUCCAUGCUUUUUUGGUGGAAAAUAUUACCUUCAUUUCCAUUUCUAACUGUAUCACCCAGUUAUAUUUCUUUGCUGUCUCAGAAACCUCAGAGUGUCUUCUUCUGACAUUGAUGUCCUACGACAGAUAUUUGGCAAUUUGUAAGCCAUUGCAUUAUACCAUGCUGAUGAACCACCAAUUUUGCUGGAUAACAAUUAUCACAAGUUGGAGUUUAAGUUUCCUAGCAGUAUUGACUUAUACUUUAGACAUAUCUAAAUUACAGUUUUGUGGUCCCAAUAUUAUUGAUCAUUUCUUCUGUGAUCUUGACCCAAUACUACAACUCUCUUGCUCUAAUACCAUCCUUGUACAACUACUAGUAACAUUAUCAACUCUACUCUUUGGCUUCAUCCCCUUUUUUGUCAUCAUUAUAUCAUAUGUUCAUAUUAUAAUCACCAUUUUUAAAAUCCCAUCUAUUAGUGGGAGGCAGAAAGUUUUCUCAACAUGCAGCUCCCACCUGACUGUUGUUUCCAUAUUUUAUAGUUCCUUAAUAUUUGUUUAUUUGAUACCCAGUAGAGGACAAUCAUUGAACAUUACUAAAUUCCUGGCAUUACUGUACACUGUGGUCACCCCUAUGCUUAAUCCGAUUAUAUACAGCCUGAGGAAUAAAGACCUGAAAAAUGUUGUAAAGAGAAUUAUCAACAACCUUUUGGAGUUGCAUUUCCAUAAUCAUUAA
Molecule: messenger RNA, 954 nt
Organism: Rana temporaria (common frog)
Lineage: Eukaryota; Metazoa; Chordata; Amphibia; Anura; Ranidae
Product: olfactory receptor 10A7-like
Exons: 1
Coding region: 1-954 (317 amino acids)
Biological process (GO): G protein-coupled receptor signaling pathway
Cellular component (GO): membrane
Molecular function (GO): olfactory receptor activity; G protein-coupled receptor activity
Source: RefSeq, a predicted model, not a curated record